UCGCAUCUAAACCCUUCCCACCGAUCACUCGCCGCCGCCGCCGCCACCGGUAUCUCACUCGCCUCCCCCUCAUCCCCUCCUUCCCUCCUCGAAUCGAACGCUUCCGGUGUCCGGAUUCCCUGAUCGGUUGUGCUGGCAGGACGCAGCCGCCGCCGCCGCCGCCGCGAUGCUGUCCCUGUCGAGGGCGCUCGGGAGGCGCCUCUUCUCUUCCGCUGCCGCGGCGUCCGAGUCCGCCGCGGCCGCGUCGACGUCAGCGGUGAGGAAGGCGCAGAACCCGCUCGAGGAGUUCUUCGAGGUCGAGCGGAGCACCGAGGAGGACAAGCCCCCUCCCCACUACGGUCGUAGUUGGAAGGCUUCUGAACUGCGUCUAAAAUCUUGGGAUGAUCUUCAGAAGCUUUGGUAUGUUCUUCUGAAGGAAAAGAAUAUGCUUAUGACUCAGCGACAGAUGCUGUAUGCAGAGAACUUGCGUUUUCCAAAUCCAGAGCGUAUUUCCAAGGUGAAGAAAUCAAUGUGCCGGAUAAAGCAUGUCUUGACUGAGAGGGCCAUAGCUGAGCCUGACCCAAGAAGGUCCGCAGAAAUGAAGCGGAUGAUCAACACCCUCUAAUUCACUCAUACGCUUCCUGUGGGACUAAGGUUGAGAGGAUAAGUAGCACUUAGAAAGAGUUGUGUUGUAUGUUUGUCCCAGGAGACGUGUAAGACCAAUCCUUUUUUUUAUGUCCAUGGUAUACUUGCAACAUGCUUUGUUGACAUUAGCAUCUCGGUUCCAAUAAUUGAGCUUUCUUGUAAUGUGAUAUGCAUGUUUGUGCCUCAUUUUGUCUGUCAAUUCAACUGCUCUUUCAAGCCA
This is a messenger RNA of Setaria italica (foxtail millet), 844 nucleotides long. RefSeq names its product 39S ribosomal protein L47, mitochondrial. Gene Ontology annotation, biological process: mitochondrial translation. The transcript is spliced from 3 exons. Bases 167 to 604 code for a protein of 145 amino acids. Gene Ontology annotation, cellular component: mitochondrial ribosome; mitochondrial large ribosomal subunit. Gene Ontology annotation, molecular function: structural constituent of ribosome. The record is from RefSeq and is a predicted model, not a curated record. Lineage: Eukaryota; Viridiplantae; Streptophyta; Magnoliopsida; Poales; Poaceae.